AAGUGCUCUGUUCACACCAGAAACCCAAACAGAACACCUGUUGCAGCCAUGAUGCCUGUUGCAACCGUGAUGCCUGAUGACACGCCGAUGUUUGACCCAAAUAUUCUGCAUGAGCUUGACUGGAGCCAGAACACCACCACGUUUUCUCCUGCUAUUUCUCCUCUAGAUCCAGGAGAUGGCCUAGUUUUGAGACCACUUUGCACUGCUGAUUUAAAUCGAGGCUUUUUUAAGGUUCUGGGUCAGCUGACUGAAACUGGAGUUGCAAGCCCAGAGCAGUUCAUCAAAACCUUUGAGCACAUGAAGAGAUCCGGAGAUUACUACGUUACUGUCGUAGAAGAUACCAACCUUGGCCAGAUUGUUGCCACGGCAACGCUGGUGAUAGAACACAAGUUCACUCACUCCUGUGCAAAGAGGGGAAGGAUAGAAGACGUCGUAGUAAGCAGGGAGUGUAGAGGAAGGCAGCUUGGUAAACUAUUAACAUCCACCCUGACACUGCUAAGUAAGAGACUGAACUGUUACAAAAUCACCCUGGAAUGUCUGCCAAAAAAUGUGGAUUUCUACAAGAAGUUUGGCUAUUCGGUGUCUGAAGAGAAUUACAUGUUUCAACGGUUCUUUAACUAAGAACUUUUAGUCCUUUUUCUUUUGAUACAGACUGUUGGUGGAGAAGCUCAUGUUACAAACAUUCUCUUCAUGGAAAAAUUGUCUGGUUUAUUGCUGCAAAUUUAA
This is a messenger RNA of Indicator indicator, 726 nucleotides long. RefSeq names its product glucosamine-phosphate N-acetyltransferase 1 (gene GNPNAT1). Lineage: Eukaryota; Metazoa; Chordata; Aves; Piciformes; Indicatoridae. Gene Ontology annotation, molecular function: monosaccharide binding; glucosamine 6-phosphate N-acetyltransferase activity. Bases 49 to 621 code for a protein of 190 amino acids. Gene Ontology annotation, biological process: UDP-N-acetylglucosamine biosynthetic process. Gene Ontology annotation, cellular component: endoplasmic reticulum-Golgi intermediate compartment; endoplasmic reticulum; Golgi apparatus. The transcript has 6 exons. The record is from RefSeq and is a predicted model, not a curated record.